CACUGCGCACGCGCAGUAGGGCUCCGGGAGGCCGAACGGCCCUGUGGAAGGGGAAGGAAAGGCCUCCGCUUCCCGGAGACAAAAUGGAGCGCGGCGGCAACGAGGCCUUUUCCUCCGUCUCCUUCGUCGUCGUGACCGGACCGGGAGCCUCGGAGGAGGAAAGAAAGCGCCGAAAUUAGGCCGAAGGCGCCGGGAGCGAGGAAAGAGAGAGGCCUGGGAAGCUGGAGCUCGACAUGAAUGGGGCGGCUUCGUGGCCCUCGACUCCUCCCACAAUGCUACAUGACUAAGCACAGGCUUCCGGGGGCGUUGUGCCAUGGAGGACGACAAGCGCAACAUCCAGAUCAUUGAGUGGGAGCACCUGGACAAGCGCAAGUUCUACCUGCUGGGCGUCUGCAUGACCAUGAUGAUCCGGGUCAGCGUCUACCCCUUCACGCUCAUCCGCACACGCCUACAGGUGCAGAAGGGCAAGAGCCUGUACCAGGGCACCUUUGACGCCUUUGGGAAGAUCCUGCGGGCGGAGGGCCCGGCGGGGCUGUACCGGGGCUUCCUGGUGAACACGCUGACGCUGGUCUCGGGCCAGUGCUACGUGACCACCUACGAGCUGACGCGCGGCUACGUCUCCCGCUACACGGGCAGCAACACCCUCAAGUCCCUCCUGGCCGGGGGGUCGGCCUCCCUGGUGGCCCAGAGCAUCACCGUCCCCAUCGACGUGGUCUCCCAGCACCUCAUGAUGCAGCGGCGCCAGGGGCACAGCAUGGGCCGCUUCCGCGUGGCCCCCGGCGCCCCACAGGCCCCGCCCCCCGCCGGAGGCCGGCCCCGCCCCCCGCCCCCCCGCCUCUUCUGGGGGCAGACCCGGGACAUCGUGGCCCAGAUCUUCCGGGCCGACGGCCUGCGGGGCUUCUACCGCGGAUACGUGGCCUCGCUCCUCACCUACAUCCCCAACAGCGCCGUCUGGUGGCCCUUCUACCACUUCUACGCCGCUGGCCAACCUGACCCCCAAGGACUGUCCGCACCUGCUGCUCCAGGCCAUCUCGGGCCCACUGGCCGCGGCCACCGCCUCCACCCUCACCAACCCCAUGGACGUCAUCCGGGCCAGGGUCCAGGUGGAGGGGAAGAGCUCCAUCCGCCUGACCUUCCGCCAGCUGAUGGCCGAGGAGGGUCCCUGGGGGCUGACCAAGGGCCUCUCGGCCCGCAUCAUCUCGGCCACGCCUUCCACCAUCGUCAUCGUGGUCGGCUACGAGACCCUCAAGAAGCUCAGCCUCCGGCCCGAGCUGGUCGACUCCCGGCACUGGUAGCACACACUGGGCAGCACUGGGCAGCGGAAGGACCGCCAUCCAUACAGCCAGGAAGAAAGAACGGGUGGACUUUGUGGGCCUCUGUCCAGGAAACGCUGGAGACUCUCAAGGCGUCCUUUUGCAGACGGAACAAAAAACCCUUCGCUCCCGUGAUUCGCACCCAAAACGUGGUCUUUUUUUCUUAUCAAAUGGAGAUGUAAUUCCUACAAAAGGUUGGCUUUCCUUCCGCAAAUGGUCCUCUUGUGUGUGUCACAACCUCGAACUCGCCAUAAGGCCGUGGAUUUACAAAACGGGCUGCAAAAUGUGAACGGUUUUGAGACUUUCUUUUGGAGAGAUUGAGGUUCUUGGAGAGACAACCUGAGCAUCGAGACUGAGACCUCUCUCCUCCUUUUUGGAUACAACUUGCCAACAUGGCUCUCCGUUUCCUUCCUUUCUGGCGUGUCAAAAAAGGUAGAAAUGCGUCUUUUUUUCCUUCGUCUUUCCCGCGAUUGUUCCGUAUUUCGUUCUGUGGCCUUUGCAAAUGGGAAGAAAGGGAAACCCAGUGGCUCCCAGUCCUUCCCAUGUCGAUCCUUCCCUUCGUUUCUUCACUUUUUUGGGGGUUCUUUUGUACAUAAUAUUUGUGCAAAGAAGGAGUGUGACGUUCAGUGGAGACGCAGCAAAGGGAGGUCCUUCUUACUAGUUUUCCGCUGGAGAAUAGGACUGGUUUGAACUGGGACUGACUGGGAUGGGAGACAGACAUGGGAGAGAUGCCCUGUGUUGCACUUUGGGAUUCCUUUCCUUCUUAAAAGACAUAUUAUUAUUAUUUUUUGUGUGCCAUAAUAAUCAGAAAGCGUCACCCAUUCUCCUUGGAGCAAGGCUUCAAGGCGGUAAAAACAGUGGAAUUAUUAACAUUUUAUUUUGGGUUGGGAUGGAAAAUCCCCUGAAAAGGCUGCUGUGAUGGAGCGAAGACUCAGAGAGAUCAAUUCAUCAGGUAUAUAUAGGUGUGUGUAUGAGGAACAUACAGAUAUAUUCAUAUAUAUUCACGAAUGUAUAUGUAUAUAUGAUUAUAUACCACAUAUAUGUAAGCACACACAUAUGUAUAUAUGUCUGAUGUACUGAUAGUGUAUGUAUAUUUCGGUGUGUGUAUGUAUAUAUGAUGAACAUACAGGUAUAUAUAUAUAAAUAUAUUUUCAUGAAUAUAUAUAUAUAUAUAUAUAUAUAUAUAUAUAUAUAUAUAUAUGAUUAUAUACCACAUAUAUGUACGCACACAUCUGUAUGUCUGAGGAACAGAUAGUGUAUGGUAUAUUUGUGUGUGUAUGAGGAAAGUGUGUGUAUAUGUGUGUAUAUAUACAUAUAUAUACAUACAUACACAAAUAUAUAUAUGGUUAUAUUUAAUAUAUAUACACACAAUUAUAUAUGUGGGUAUGUUUAUAUGUAAUAUAUAUACACGCAUAUGUGUGUGUCUGAUGAGUUGCUAGUGUAUAUAUAUUUGUAUAUGUGUGUAUAUAUAUGAUGAAUAUAUAUAUAUAUCUAUACUGUAUAUGUAUACAUCUGAUGAACAGAUAGUGUAUAUAUAUUUGUGUGUAUUUAUGAUGAACAUACAGAUUUAUAUUUUAUAUAUAUACACACACACAAUUUAUAUAUAUGUCUCAUGAACUGAUAUCCAUAUAGAGAUGAAUAUAUGAUCAUAUACUGAACACAUACACAUAUAUAUGAUGGAUAUGUGUGUGCGUGUAUGAAUGAUCAUAUACUGGGAAAAAUAUAUACACACAUUUAUAUAUCUGUCUGAUGGAUUAUAUAUAUAUAUGAUCAUAUGCUGAUAUAUAUAUACGCACAUAUAUGUGUGAUGGACUGAUACACACACACACAUAUGUAUAUACAUAUAUAUAAUGGAUAUAUAUGUGUGUGUAUGAAUGAUCAUAUACUGGGAAAAUAUAUACACACAUUUAUAUAUCUGUCUGAUGGAUUAUAUAUAUAUAUGAUCAUAUGCUGAUAUAUAUAUAUACACACACACACACACACGUAUAUAUAUAUAUAUGCCUGAUGAAGUGCUAGAGAGCGAUGUCUAUGAUGAACUGAUGCCACCGACUUCCCAAUUGGCUUCCAUUGAUUGCAGACCUGAUCCGGUGAAGACGUUUCCUUUUGGGGUCUGCACUUGUCCUUAUCCCACCUUUGUCCCCCUCUCUCUCUCUCGAGGCCUCAUUCCAGACCCCCCUCCCGGCCUCUGGGGCCCUUGCCGGGCACCCCGAUUCCUUGUGUGCCCACUUGCCCCACUUCCCUCCCCGUCCGGUCCCAUAGAAGCCAAUGCAAUGCCUACCUGCCCCUUUCCCCAAAUGGGAACCAAUCCAGUCCUUCCAGUGAAUGUAUUUCUGUCCAGGGCGAAGGCCGGUCUCCGUUAUUUUUGCACUGGGGAGGAGACUUUGAAGCGUCAUUAAAGUUUUUUAUUAUUUAUUCGA
This is a messenger RNA of Anolis carolinensis (green anole), 3730 nucleotides long. It is a transcript of the gene slc25a44, whose product is annotated as solute carrier family 25 member 44. Gene Ontology annotation, molecular function: branched-chain amino acid transmembrane transporter activity. Gene Ontology annotation, cellular component: mitochondrion. The coding region runs from base 314 to 1495 and encodes 393 amino acids. Gene Ontology annotation, biological process: branched-chain amino acid catabolic process; branched-chain amino acid transport. The record is from RefSeq and is a predicted model, not a curated record. Lineage: Eukaryota; Metazoa; Chordata; Lepidosauria; Squamata; Anolidae. The transcript has 6 exons.